GAUCGCGCGUGUCCUCACUCGCCACAUGUAAGGAACGUUCGAUGUGCCACGUCAUAGGCAGGAAUCUUUGACAGGUUAUAAGAAUUGGCGGCGGAGAAAUUUCGUACGCCUCCUCCGUUAUUUUCUCAAAGAGGAGCAAAUCUCGGCGAUGGCUACGAACGGUGGUGACGCAUCUCUUCCUCUAAUAAAACCUUCACCGUCUGCAGUGACCGGAGAUAGAACAUCGGCUAUUCAGACGCUUGGAAAUAUUAUAGUCUCCAUCGUCGGCACAGGUGUCCUUGGACUUCCUUACGCAUUUCGCAUCGCUGGAUGGUUCGCUGGAUCUCUAGGCGUUGUUAUUGUUGGAUUCGCAACCUAUUAUUGCAUGCUCCUUCUCAUUCAAUGCAGAGACAAGCUAGAAUCAGAAGAAGGACAAGAAGAAUCGAAAACGUACGGUGACUUAGGAUACAAAUGCAUGGGAACAAAAGGUCGAUACCUAACCGAGUUCCUCAUAUUCACUGCCCAAUGCGGUGGAUCAGUAGCCUAUCUAGUCUUCAUAGGCCGAAACCUAUCAUCCAUAUUCACAUCAUAUGGUUUAAGCAUGAUCUCAUUCAUCUUGAUCCUCGUUCCAAUCGAAGUUGCAUUGUCUUGGAUCACUUCUCUAUCAGCUCUCUCGCCUUUCAGCAUCUUUGCUGAUAUAUGCAACAUCAUAGCCAUGUGUUUCGUUGUGAAAGAGAAUGUGGAGAUGGUGAUUGGAGGAGACUUCUCGUUUAGUGAUAGAACAGCUGUUUCGUCUACCAUUGGGGGUUUACCGUUUGCUGGAGGUGUUGCUGUGUUCUGUUUUGAGGGUUUUGCAAUGACGUUGGCUCUUGAGAAUUCUAUGAAGGAUAGAGAAGCUUUCCCUAAGUUGUUGGCUAAAGUGCUUGCUGGGAUUACGUUUGUUUAUGUGUUGUUUGGGUUUUGUGGUUAUAUGGCUUAUGGAGAUGAGACGAAGGAUAUUAUUACACUUAACCUCCCAAAGAAUUGGUCUGCCAUUGCUGUGCAGAUUGGCUUAUGUGUGGGAUUGACGUUUACGUUCCCGAUCAUGGUACAUCCGCUUAACGAGAUCAUAGAGCAGAAACUGAAAAGGAUAGAUUGGCUUCAAAAGCAUCAUCAUAACUACAGCAACGAGACAGGUUCGGUCUCUAAAUAUGUAAUCUUCACGACGAGGACGCUUUUGGUGGUAGGACUUGCAGCAAUCGCGUCAUUAGUCCCGGGAUUUGGUACAUUUGCAUCUCUGGUUGGAAGUACUCUGUGUGCACUCAUAUCAUUUGUGUUGCCUGCUUCUUAUCACCUCACGCUGCUCGGUCCAUCGUUAAGUCUAUGGAGCAAAUCUGUUGAUGUGUUCAUUGUGAUUUGCGGGUUGCUCUUUGCUGUGUAUGGUACAUACAACACAAUCGUUGGCGUGUAACAACGGAAGAAAAAUAAAACUGUGUAAAAAGAACACAGCAACAGAAAGUUGGGCAGAGGCUCAGACCAAAGAAACAGAAGUAUAGCUUACAUGAAUCUGUUAUUGGAAGAUAGUGGAUUGGGAAUAUCCAAAUUGUUGUAUGAUAAUCUGACAGCUUUGAAAUGUUUCGCAAAAGCAUUUUGGUUCUGUUCAAGUGUGGAAAAGAUGUUAAGUCUGAAAAAUGUAAAAAAGAAACAAAGAGUUAAAAAUAACGCGCCAGGUAGGGGUCGAACCUACGGCCUUCUGCUUAGGAAACAGACGCUCUAUCCACCGAGCUACAGGCGCUAUUGAUAAUUAUGUGCCGUUGUCUAUAAAGCUUUACUUAGUUGCAUAUUCUCAGAUAAGCUAUAAGCUUAUAUAGUACUUCCC
Molecule: messenger RNA, 1837 nt
Organism: Eruca vesicaria subsp. sativa (arugula)
Lineage: Eukaryota; Viridiplantae; Streptophyta; Magnoliopsida; Brassicales; Brassicaceae
Source: the annotation of a GenBank genome assembly